This is a messenger RNA of Ostrea edulis (European flat oyster), 6637 nucleotides long. Its product is annotated as mucin-2-like. The record is from RefSeq and is a predicted model, not a curated record. Gene Ontology annotation, molecular function: protein binding. The transcript is spliced from 16 exons. The coding region runs from base 1507 to 6081 and encodes 1524 amino acids. NCBI's taxonomy places the organism in Eukaryota, Metazoa, Mollusca, Bivalvia, Ostreida, Ostreidae.
UGGGAUGUUUUCUCAGGUGUUUGAUGUGAUAUUUUCUUCUCAUAUCGAUAUGAUUUAUUUUUCAUGCCAAAAAAAAAAAAAAAUUGACCUUGGAAUUUACAACUCGAUUUGCACAAUUUACUAAAACUCCCCUGUGAUAUAUCACAAAUGUAAUCCAUUUGCAUGUGAUUCUUAAUUUUGAUUACUCCAUCUUAAAAUGAAGUAACUUAAAGUAUUAUGGAGACUUUGGAACGUUUACUGUCGACUUAAAGCACCUCUGUGAUACAGAUGCUACUCCAUGUCAUUUUUGGCCUCUAUUAAUUCAUAUAUUAGAUACAUCAAUUGUUAUAUUUAUUAUUAUAUGCAUGAACAAUGAAAUUUCAGUGACAGCUAAAUCUGAUGUGUAGGUUGGAUAAUAUGAGGCAUUAUCAUGCCAUAUUGUACAGAAAUGAAGUUGAUAAAUUAGACGGAUAAAUCACUCAAAAAGUUCUCAGUCAUAAAUGUAACAUUUGAAUUGUACUGUGGAGUGUUGAGUUUAUAUAUAGAAGUGGGUAACUUUCACUUUCCUGUAUGUAUGCAUGCUUCCUUGGAUUAACUCCGACUGUUGGUACACAGAACCUCGUGACUCAUUGCCGUGCCUUUCUGUAUUUUUCAGGUUUUGCCAGACACUGUAGGGAUACAAGUAAACACUUUUCCUGUGACUCUUUGUUUGAAGCCGUUUUGUUCCCUCUUCUAAUCAUUUGUGAUGUUUUAAAAGUUCUCUGUUGAUUUAACAUUUGGAUUUAUUUUACUGUUUCCAUCAGAUCUGUGAUAAAAAUAUUUUUAGUGAAAUUACACAGAGUUUUAAUGUCUUAAGUUAUUUACAAAAAACUGUGGACAAAGAAGUAAGUUAGCUCGAUCAGACCUGCAACAGGAAAACCGUGAUUCAACAUUUGGAGAGAUCGAGACUGCGUAAGCCUGGCUUGCGUCUUGGUGCAGGAAGUUGUUAUAUUUUUGAAACAGUAAUUUAAUUGAUAUGGCUCGAGCUAUCUAUUAAUUUUUAGUCUCAAGUUUAUCUGUCUCUAUAUACAUUCAUAGAAAAGACCAUAUGAUAUUCAGAAGAAAGAGCAAUAUGUCUUCAAAAGACUGUGAUGGACGUGGAAAUUUCUGACGUAUUGGGAUUUAUAUUAAAUGUGAAAAGUGUGAAGUGACUCUUCAACUCAGAAAUUUGCUACUGAAUCAUGGAGAGGAUAAAUAACUUGGGAGUGAUUAAUGUCUCGAAUUGUGCAACUGAAGUGGAAAGUUUAAGUGUGUGAGAAAGUUAAUGCACAGAUGUGAUGGAAAAAAAUUGGUUACUGAACUUUCAGUUGAGAUUAAUUUGAGUUGAACUUGUGUUUAUGUUUCACUUUUGUUUCAUUGUGUCUGAUCCCCACAGCUGAGAGCGAGGAUAUAAGUGUAUAAAGGAAGUGUUCAUUAAAUAUUACUAUCUAAGGAUGAAAAUUUACAUGUAAACAUUUUGUAAAUGUAUGAGAAGUGAAGACUGAAGAUAUGGCAAAUUCAACUGUAGAAGUUCUGGAAACCAACUCAAAUUCUAUAAUGUCUUCAGUAGCAGACUUGUCCUCUGCAUUAUCAACAAAUGACCCAAAUUCAUCCUCGGUCACCCAGGAAAGUUCACCAGUGACUGUAGAUGUCAGUACCACACAACAAUCAGUAACAAAUUCCCAAGUUUCAGAGAUUAGCCAGCUACCAACACCAUUGUCUGCUUCACAAGAGACAACAUCCACUGCUUUACAAGAGACAACAUCCACUGCUUUACAUGAGACAACAUCCACUGCAUUACAAGAGACAACAUCCACUGCUUUACAAGAGACGACAUCCACUGCUUUACAAGAGACAACAUCCACUGCUUUACAAGAGACAACAUCCACUGCUUCACAAGAGACAACAUCCACUGCUUUACAAGAGUCAUCAGCUGAUCUAGCAGUGACACUUCAAUCGUCCUCUGACAUAUCCCAGCUUAGUGUAUCUCCCAGCUCUGACAUCGUGUCUGAAGUAACCUCCUCCAUAUUAUCAUCCACCCCAGUGAAACACACUGAACGUUUAGAUUCAGUUUCUUCAUUAUAUUCUCCUACCCCAGCAUCUUCCCAAUCCUCGGUGACUAUAACAUCAGCAUUAUCGUCGAUUCCGUCGUCUGCAUUAUCAUCGUCUGUAUCAGAGUCUUCCAUCAUCUAUCCUCCCAGCACACUCGAGCAAUCAUCAGAUUCAUUGUCACCUAGAUCAACACUGGUAUCAUCAUCCACACAAUACUCACCCAGUCUCAGUUUAAUGUCGUCUUCCACGCAUCUCCAAUCCUCCUCUUCAAAAUCCUUUAUGUCUUCCACUCCGACAUUAAUCCUGCCAUCUUCCACCAAAGCCAUAAGCACAGAUCCUGUGGAAGUCAUACCAACAUCAUCCAUGAAAACAUAUUCUCCCACCACCAUUCUUCCGGUGUUACCAGCUUCUGGUUUAGUUUUACCAGGAGGAGACAGACCAACCACGGAACAAACAAAUAAUACCGUCACCACCACAGCAGCUCCAUUGCUGGGGACUGGACUUGAACUUAUCAUUGCAUUGUCCAUCAUUGGAGCUGGGCUCUUCAUCUUCUUCAUCAUCGUCGUCUGCAUCUGCUGUAGGAAGAAAAAACCCAGAAAGCAGGAGAAAUACGAGCCCAAUGCUGCUACAGAGGAUUUGUGGGUUUCAAGGUCAGAGGUACCCCUGAACCAUGUGGACUCUCUCCCCCAGGUCAAGACUUACAAUGAAGUGGAUGGGGGCAGCAUUAAGUUACGGAAUGGAAUCACACAUUUUAAUACGGCAACAGUCAGGAGAAGCUACAGCCCGGCCUUCCGACACACUGUCCGAUUUUUUGACGAGGGGUCCCAUAUAUACACAAGAGAUGGUCAUUUAGUGGAGGAAAAAUAUGUUGCGAUGUAUAACUUCGAGGGAAAGGAUGAAGAGUGUCUGACCUUGAAGGAGGGAGAUGUUGUCGUGGUAACCAACAAAAAUGAUAGUGGCUGGUGGACAGGAAGUCUGGAUGGGAAAACAGGAGUGUUCCCAGGAAGUUAUGUAAAAGAGGUCCCUCCAGAGGUGGAUUUUCAAAAGAAUAACCGACUCAGCAAUGGGACACAGCCAUUUGAGAUUUCUCUUGAUGUGGACACCAAUGUCCUCCGUCCAGUCUCCUCCUUCAUGUCCCCAGACUCAGGAUUUACAAAAAGAGCAUCCACUCUCCAGAAGGACUCCAGCAAAGGCUCCACACUGACCAGGCAUACUUUGGGUAAGGAAGUACCCAUUCCUCAUAUACCUGAUGAGCAGGAGGAAGAUGAAGACAAGAAUUCUGUCAAGAGGAGGUCCACCAUUUCCCCUGUCAAGGAGGACUGCAAUGUUGAUGGGGUCCAGUUUAAGGUUCUGUUUAAUUAUACGGCUAACUGGACGGAGGAACUGAGCCUACAGGAGGGAGAGAUAGUGACAGGGAUUAAAAAGGAUCGCAAUGGCUGGAUGUACGGGCGCAGAAACCGCACAAACGAGGUCGGGAAUUUCCCAACUGUGUAUGUUGAGAAAGCUACCAAGGAGGACAUAGAGGCUGCCAGUUUCUCUCAGCAUGGCUACCCAGACAAGGAGACUGUGUACCGACAACUGCAGGUCAACAGAACCAGUCACCAUGACGAGGAUCUCAUCGGCAUAGAGCAUCGAGCCUUGCAUUACUAUGCUGCAGAAGAUGAACACGAUCUGUCAUUUGAUAAAGGGGAUACCAUUAUUGUCUAUGAAGUCAAUGAAAAUGGUUGGUGGAAAGGUAGCCAUGGUGAUGAGGUUGGCUGGUUCCCAGGAAGUUAUGUGGAGGCAGUUAGGCCAUCAGAGCUUGUGGAUGAAGAUCCAACAGAACUUAAAUACAAAGGACCAGGGGAGCUUACUAUUCGUUCUGAUGAUAGAAUUCGCUCUAGUUCAUUCUUAUCCGUGGGGUCAGCUACCAACAUAUCCAAAACAUCAGAUGAAGAAACGGGCUCGGUGUGCUCCACUGGUACCACAGACAGUAGGCGGCGCCCAGUCAGGAAAGCACCACCUCCUCCAGUGGAUCUCAAGAGUCCACGUACCCCCACAACGAAACAGCCGCCAAGACCACCCUCACUUGUACCCUGGGCCAUUCAUACUGAGUCCACUCCAAAUGACAAAUCAGCAAAUUGGAGUCGUGAUUUCAGCCCGAGUGGCAGCUGCAAGAGUAUCAGUGAAUCCGAUUCAGUGGAUGGAGCUAUAAAUACUAGUAGGUCCCUGAAACCAGAGGUGCCCAAAAGGUUUAUAAAGCCCAAACUGGUGAAAAUAUCAAAGAAGAAAAUAAACCUGAAACCCUCUUCCAGUUCAGUUCGGGCUUCCAAAUCCCCCCCUCCUCCCCGCCCUGAUUUUCCCAAACAUAUACCCAAGAGUCCACUCAACAGAAGUAAGGAUGAGAGCAAUCAGUACAGUAAGCUCAAUGGGACUGCAAACUCCUUCACAGAGAGCCAAGACAUGCGGUCCAACAGCCAGAACAACUCCGCAGUCACCGACUCGGACAUCAGUGGGGUGGAGGCUUUGCAGUUUUCCAGCUCAGAAAAGGACCAAAGUUCUGUACAGAAUAAGAGUGAAAAUGAGGGUGCUGCUGACAUAAACUCUGAACCAAAAAGCAGGGAACAAAAUGAGCAAGCCUCUGGCCUGUCGUCAUUUAAGAACAAAUCUAAAGAAUUAUCUCCAAAUGAAGCAAGACACUCAACGCCAAAAUACCAUGCAACUCCAAACUUUUCUGAUUCUUCACUUGUUAAGAGUAAGAAAAUGAAUGGUAGUGUGGAUGCUAACAGUUCUGUCCCAGAAACAGAGACAAGUAUUACUGAAGUGUCGGGAUUGGAUGAAACUGAUGGAGAUGUAAACAGCCCAAAAGUCCCACCAAGUCCCAAGCGUAGCCGCCUUCCCAUGCUGUCUGGGAUCGAUGCAGGGGCCAAUGUUCGUCGAGCUCGUUCCAAAGAGCGUCCACCUCCUGUUGCUCCAAAGCCAAUAAACAGAAAGUCUCAGAUUCAGAGGCUGAGAUCAUUAGAACGCAGCCAAUCAGAGGUUGAGAAUUCAUCACAUGACCAGUCCUCAUUACAAGAUGAUAGCAGCAGUAUUUUGAUACAUGAUGGCUUGGAUUCUUCAAAUAAUAAUUCCACACACCUGAAUGAUAGUCACAAUCAAAGUAAUUCUACUUCACAGAUUAAAAAAUCAAGUACACCUGUUCAACAAAAUCCCCAGAAAUUUUCCGCAAAACAGACUACAAAUAGUAGUCGUAUUCCCAAAACAGCAAGUGGGGCUACAAAACGGCCUGGUUCAGCAGUCACUGGGAAACCUUCAGAAAACUCGGACAAAAAUUUCAGUAAGCAAACAUCGGCCACUUCACAAGGGUCUGGUGGUUUUCCUGAAAUGAUCUCUCCAGGAAAACCCCCAACCCCAAAACCAAAACGACCAGACAAUCCACCAAACAAAUCUGAUAGUCAAACACCAACACGUAGGAAAACCAGUGCUAGUCCAAGUCGCAUUCCUUUAGGGAAAUCUCCUACUCGCAAACCUUCUGACUCUGGUGCUAAAACAAAAAUACCUCAGAAUCAUUCUCCUAACAAAAAAUCUAGUAACAUGGACGUGAAAUCAACAUCCAAGAUUCCCACAAUUCCCUCGACAAAUGGACAAAGAAAUGGACUUCCCAAGACACCACCUGUAGAAAGUCCGAGUAGUCGUGCCAGAGCACUCUCUACUGAUUCCCCAAAGGGCAGCCCCUCCAAAAGGGGACAGAGUAGCAUCCCAAAGCCUCCAAGACCCAGUAAACCCUUCAUUCCGCUGGAUGAAGUAGGAGCAGGGGGAGACAACUCGACUGCUCCAUCACACCACAGGCUCCAGUUGAAGAAAGCUGUGUCUGGAUAUGAAGCCCUCAAUGAAUUUGAACUGUCUUUCAGUGAGGGAAGUCUUAUAACAGUGAUAAGUGAGGAUGCAGACAACCCUGGGUGGUGUGUUGGACGGCUUCCAGACGGCACAACGGGGCGGUACCACGCCAGUUUUGUGGAAGAUCUUCCUCUAGAGGGACUCACGGCUGUAUAACCAAAAAAGCUGUCCACAUUGUCUUGCCAUGAAGAGAUAGAUCAUGCUUGUCUUUACUUGUCUGCUUUAUUCCUGAUGUAGUUUGGAUUUACACAAUAUUUAUAGACAAGAUGAGAUAAUGUUGUCUUUCAAGAGACGAGCCAUGAAAUUUUUCUGACGGUUAUGAGUUUCAUUUGUUUUUCUUGUGUGAAAAUGAUUGUACAUGUACCUGUAAAAACUUAAAUCUGUGUGUGUUUUAAUGUUUAUACGCAAUGCAUUUAAUGCAUCCAUUGAAAAUAUUGGCACUUUUGAAUGUUCUUAAAGAUGUGCAGUAAUUUUCCAAGUGUCUAGUGCUUUGAUUAACUGACUUUUGAUAGUUGUUUUAAUUUUUUUCCGUCUGUUUUUAGAUAUUUCUCUUUGAAAAUUGUUGCAUUAACACGUGCAUUCAGUGAAACAAUGGUUGAGCACUGCAAUGUUUAAGAACUUAGAUAUGCCAAAGAUGGUAAUUAUAUUUAUUGCCAACUGUUUAAUUGAUCGAAUGAAAGCUUUAAUAAAUAAACAUUUUAUGAAAAUGAAA